Trichoderma atroviride IMI 206040 is the source of this 1407-nucleotide messenger RNA. Lineage: Eukaryota; Fungi; Ascomycota; Sordariomycetes; Hypocreales; Hypocreaceae. The record is from RefSeq and is a predicted model, not a curated record.
AUGUUCUACCAGGGGAGCCUGCAGGAGGGCAUUUCCACGGCCGUCGGGCAACAGAAGCUGGUGCUGUGUUUCGUCACUAAUGAAAACGACGAGAGCAAGACAUGGGAGAAUGAGUAUCUACAGGACAGCUCGCUCUCAAAGUUGAUUGAGACUCAAGCUGUCGCCCUGCGGCUUCUCGCAGACUCGGACGAAGCCGGCUACCUGUCGCAAAUCUUCCCGCUGCCAAAGACCCCGACCGUCGUCAUCAUGAAGCAUGGCGAGCUGAAGGAAUACAUCGCCGCCGGCACCAGCAAGGAAGAUUUCCUCCGCCGAGUCCUUGUCGCCUUCAACGCCGCUCCUCCAGCGCCGGCCUCGUCGCUGCCCUCGCCCGCUGCCUCGCCCACCUCCUCACCGACAAGACUGUCUGCCCCUGUGCCGGUCCCCGCUCCAGCGUCACAUUCAAACUCGAACUCACCUUCGCCGUCUCCAUCACCUUCAUCCCAGGCACAGACACAUAUUCCGCCCGCUACCGCACAAGCUGCCGCGCAAUCAGAGAUUGUAAGCCGCAUUCUCGCCGAAAGGGCAGCCAAGCUCCAGGCGCAGAAAGAGGAAGCCGAACGACGAGCCAAAGAAGAGCGCAUCAAGGCUCAGGAAAAGGCCAAAGCCGAGGCACAGGCGGGAGCAGACACAGACAGCGCCAGAGUACACAAACAGGCCGAAGAGCUCAAGAAGAAGCGACACGCAGAACAGGAGGAGCGCCGGAGGAUCCUGAAGCGGAUAGAGGAUGACCGGGAAGAGAGACGAAUGCGGGCAGAGGCAAAGGAGCAGCAGAAGAUUGACAACCAGAAAAUUGGCGACGUGGCUGCCUCGCUGGUCAAUCCCAAGCAGAGCAAGCUGCCCUCAACGACCAGGGUGUCUGAAAUGGCAUCAAUACAGGUGCGACUCUUUGACGGCUCAACCAUACGGUCCCGGUUCAAGACGGCCUCUCCCCUGAAGGAAGUCAGGCGAUGGGUCGACGAGAAUAAAGGAGAGAACAAGAGCCCAUAUACGUUUAAGCAAGUCUUGACGCCGGCGCCCAACAAGAACAUUGAUGCGACAGAGGAGAACAGGGCGCUCGGCGAACUUGGUUUGGUUCCGUCUUCAACACUAGUUUUGAUUCCCGUCCAGAAUUAUUCGACCGCCUACCCCGGCGAGAAGGUGCAAAAUUCCUCCUUCUUCUCCAAGUUUCUGCGGACGAUUCUCGGCUUCUUCGUAUGGAUCUUGAGCUUGCGGGAACGAGCAUCGGAUGCAACGGCGCGAGCUGUUUCUGAGGAGAGGCGGCGGCGUGUUCGAGGCUUACAGAAUUUGGCGGACCGGCAACGCGAUCACCAGCUGUAUAAUGGGAACUCGCUAAAUUUUGAGCCGCGGCCAGACGAAGACGAAUCAUGA